CCGACAGUGGCCAGACCUUGCAGGAAACUCACGGCCCAUAGAACUCGUUUUACGACAACAACAGCUCGCCAAAUCUUCUGAUCAUUAACCCUUGUGGCUUUGCCAAGCUUCCCAGAAUUUCGACCACAGCACUCAUUCAACAUGCCAAUUACUCUCGACUUUACCGGCAAACUCGUGCUCGUCACUGGAGGCGGACGAGGAAUUGGUCUAGCAAUCUCCAAGGCUCUUGCCGAAGCUGGCGCCGACGUUGCUAUCAGUUACACUUCAAAGGAUGCCACACCCGUCGCCAAGGAGCUGUCUGACAAGUAUGGGACGAAAGUCAGGGCCUUCAAAUGCGAGAUCACGAAAAGUAGCGAGGUGGAUGCGUUGGUUGAGGAGGUGAAGAAGGAGUAUGGUAAAGAUGUUGAUAUCGGCGUUGCGAAUGCUGGUGUAUCACUCUGGAAAGACGCUCAUGAGAACACCGAUGAGGAUUUUCAAUCCAUCUUCGCCGUCAAUACCUUUGGGCCUUACUACCUUUCGCGUGCCCUCGUUCGAUCCUGGCUUGGUCUGCCCGUACCCGUGAACUCUGCCAGCGACCCAAUCGAUGUCGCCAAUAUGAAGAACGUCGACCUCAAAAAACAAAUUCUUUUUGUAUCUAGUAUCUCGGCGCUCGUGGCUAUGAACCCUCAGAGACAAUCAGCUUAUAACGCAAGUAAAGGGGCUGUCACGAUGCUGGCAAAGAGUUUGGCGGGCGAAUGGUCUCAUAUUGGUGUUGCCAUCAACUCAAUUUCUCCUGGCUACGUGUCCACCGAUAUGAUCGCCAAUCCUCCCGACGCCACUGCCUCAACAUGGGUCAAAGAAUGGGAGAAGCGCACCCCUGUCGGCCGAUUCGCUACGGCCGACGAAAUAGGAGGUUUCGUCGCUACGCUUUUGUCUGAUAAGAUGGGUGGGAUGGGUUUCAUGGCUGGGUCGGAUAUUGUGGUGGAUGGAGGAUACACCAUCUUCUGAAUUUAGACUUGCGGUAAAUAAAGAGUAAAGGAAGUAAUACAAAACAGGGCACUUUGUGAAUAUUAUCGAUCGGCAUGCUACAAAUGACCCUCCUUAAGUAGCUCAAUCGUCCGAAAAGUACGUAAGCCUACAGAACUAUAAUGAUUCCAUGUCAGAAUAUGGCAAAAACCAACAGGCACUCACUCUCAGGGACGUUUGAGAUUCAUGGAUAACAACAACUGGACUGAGAACAGUUGUACUUCUUCCAAUGCAAACAUCGCACAGCUCGUAUUGGACUAGUUUCUUUUUGUAAAAUACAGUAGUACAACAGUAUGCGUCGCUGAUGAUUCCAUUUUAUACAUACAUAUUUAGUUGAUUGCCCGAGAUAACAGUCACUACUUUGGUCCACAAUUGCAGUGCGACAUCCCACGCAGCGGAAGGCUUCCCCUUACCUUUCGGCAUGGUACUUUUGGAGACAAUUCUCCCUGCCAUGGGUUCCACUCCCACAGUAAACACACUCGCCAAAGAGCGUAUUGUUGAAUUCCGGAGAUUCAGAUCGUUGAGCGUCUUGGUGUCGGCGUUGUUGUCUAGCCUUAGGCUCGUCCUCAUCGGACAUAUAGGCGUCUUCUCGUGCACCGUCAUGUCUGCGUAUCGAGGCGUAGUUAGUUGACUGCGAGUGGUGUGGUCAUAAGUAUAGCAAUAGACAGUAAUACAG
Cryptococcus deneoformans JEC21 is the source of this 1681-nucleotide messenger RNA. RefSeq names its product cytoplasm protein, putative. The transcript has 7 exons. Gene Ontology annotation, cellular component: intracellular anatomical structure. Gene Ontology annotation, molecular function: oxidoreductase activity, acting on NAD(P)H, oxygen as acceptor. The coding region runs from base 142 to 987 and encodes 281 amino acids. The record is from RefSeq and is a predicted model, not a curated record. NCBI's taxonomy places the organism in Eukaryota, Fungi, Basidiomycota, Tremellomycetes, Tremellales, Cryptococcaceae.